This is a messenger RNA of Pistacia vera, 2285 nucleotides long. Its product is annotated as protein arginine N-methyltransferase 1.6-like. Bases 56 to 2263 code for a protein of 735 amino acids. Gene Ontology annotation, biological process: peptidyl-arginine methylation. The transcript has 14 exons. Gene Ontology annotation, molecular function: protein-arginine omega-N monomethyltransferase activity. Lineage: Eukaryota; Viridiplantae; Streptophyta; Magnoliopsida; Sapindales; Anacardiaceae. The record is from RefSeq and is a predicted model, not a curated record.
GGAUCUACUAACUCUUAGUCUCUUACUAAUUACCAAAUCAUCACCUCCACGCUUAAUGCUCUCUCUGAUCUCCAAAACCCUAAAGCCCUCUCCGUCUCUCUGCGCCAUAACUCGUUUGACUUUGACCUCUCACAUACUCAAACUCACUCCCAUCCGCCUCAUGUCAACUCAGCGACUCUUUCAGCUUAAACUCGACCCACUUUCCGGUAACUUCGAAUGGAUUGUCAUUGAUGAAGACGAGAAUAGUUUAGAGCCUUCACAAGAACCACUUCUUGCUACGACGUCGUAUCUUGACAUGCUCAAUGACUCUUACAGGAACAAAGCCUAUCGUUUGGCCAUUGACAAGACAGUGAUGAAACCGUGCCACGUGCUCGAUAUCGGUGCUGGAACUGGAUUGUUAUCAAUGAUGGCUGCGCGAGCAAUGGGUUCUAGUGACUUUACAGCAGUGCCUGAUGCAAAAGGAAUGGUAACAGCUUGUGAGUCUUACCUUCCGAUGGUAAAGCUGAUGCGAAAAGUUCUGCACCUCAACGGUAUGAAAAAGAAUAUUAAUGUUAUUAACAAGCGGUCUGAUGAACUCAAAGUCGGUGUUGACAUUGUUUCACAUGCUGAUGUUAUGGUGAGUGAGAUACUGGACUCUGAGUUGUUGGGUGAAGGGCUCAUACCUACUCUUCAACAUGCACAUGACACCCUGCUGGUAGAAAAUCCAUUAACUGUACCAUAUAAGGCCACUACUUAUGGGCAGCUGGUUGAAAGCACAUUCUUGUGGAAGCUGCAUGAUUUAUAUAACAAUGAAGCAAAAGCAUCGGACAGCAUUCAUCUUGUUCCAAGCAGAUCGGGAACUCCUAUAUGUGUCAAACAACAACAAUAUGCCAUGCAUUGUGAUGCAAUAACAAAAGAAAUCAAACUGCUGUCAGAACCCUUCAAGAUAUUUGAAAUUGACUUUUGGAAACGACCAGACAGUCAUGGGGAAACUGAGCUACCGAUAAAGGCAACCGAUGAUGGUAGAGUCCAUGCUGUAGUUUCAUGGUGGAUUCUUCAGCUUGAUCGUGAGGGAACAAUCUUUUAUUCCACUGCACCUAGAUGGAUAAGUUUGCCAAUUCACUCAAGUACUGGAGACUGGUGUGACCAUUGGAAACAGUGUGUCUGGUUUGUUCCAGGUAAAGGUAUGUCCAUAUGCAAUGGUGAAGAGGUUGUUUUGCAUGCUACUCAUACUGAAACUAGUAUAUCAUAUAAUCUCAAGUCCCUAGUCCUGGGAACUGAGGUGAGGCAGUGUGACGUAAAUGUUGAGGAUUUUCAUCUCAUACUACCUCCAGAAAGAAUUGCAAUCUAUGGUGAUGGUGAAUGGAGGCUUUCCAUGUUCACAGCAAUAAGAAAUGCUUUGCAGCGAAGAGUGCAGCCAUUAUGCUUCAUUGCCGAUGAUAGUGUUUUCUUAACAAUAUGUGUUGCACAUCUUUCUAAAACAGCUGAUGUGCUAUCAUUGUUUCCGGGCUUGCGAGACAAGGGUGCCCAAUAUUUGGAAGCUGUCUCUGAUGCAAAUGGUUUCUCAAUGGAUCGUAUGAAAGUUCUGCAAAAGAGGAAAACAUACUUGACAUUGGAUGAUACUCAUCAGAAGAAAGUGGACCUGCUAAUUGCAGAACCCUACUAUUAUGGAAAUGAUGGCAUGCUUCCAUGGCAGAACCUGCGUUUCUGGAAGGAGCGAACUAUGCUUGAUCCUGUCCUUUCCGAUGAUGUUUUGAUAAUGCCAUGCAAAGGAAUAUUGAAGGCUUGUGCCAUGUCUCUUCCGGAUCUGUGGAACAGUCGUCGCAGUGUAAGGAAGAUUGAAGGCCUUGACCAUUCAGUUGUCAAUACCACCUUAGGAGCAUGUGGUGAUUUACCAUCUUCAAAAGAGGGUCCUUGCCUGCCUUUCUUUAUCUGGCAGUGUGGAGAGAUUGGGAAACUCAGUGAAGUAUUUACAGUCAUGGAGUUUGAUUUCACAAAACAGAUAAGUCCAUGCCAUGGAAAAGCCCAGGUUGAAUUUAUGGAGAGUGGGAUAUGCCAUGGAUUUGCCCUAUGGAUUGAUUGGGUGAUUGAUGCAGAGAACAAAAUUGUGGUAUCUACUGGACCGGAUAAAAGAUAUUGGAAACAAGGAGUGAAGCUUCUGGCCUCGCCUGUAGCAGUUGGAAUUGGGGGAGUUGAAAGGACGGGUAUAUGUUGUUCUACAGUAGUUGAAGCUUCAUUCGAUCCAUCCAGUGGGGAGCUCAACAUCCAACACACUUUCUCUUAAUAUGUGCCUGUAUCUUUUAUAU